This is a messenger RNA of Caenorhabditis angaria, 2821 nucleotides long. NCBI's taxonomy places the organism in Eukaryota, Metazoa, Nematoda, Chromadorea, Rhabditida, Rhabditidae. The record is from the annotation of a GenBank genome assembly.
AUGGAUUCUUCGGAUUUUUGGCGCGAUUUCAAAAUCUUCACGGCAUUUGUGAUUGUAUCGAUCAGUUCGAUGUUUCCAAAUAAUGCAUUUAUGAAUGCGCACGAGGUGGGUGAAAAUCUAGGGUUUUCGGCUGAAAAUGAGUCAUAGAACAGGAAAAAAUCAAUAAUUUUGCAGUAUUUUUAUUAUAAAUUGCGAAAUGUGACGGCUGAACAUGAUGAUGGAAAUUUGACGAGUUUUUUGAGUACAAAUGAUGGAUGGCAGGAAUUUAAGAGACAGGGUGAGUUUUUUGGGCGGGAUUUUUGAGUUUUUAAAAAAUUUUUUAUGAGGUUUGGAGGUGAAUGAUAUUGAAUAAGCCUAGGAAUGAUGGGAAAAACGGAUUUUCAGUGAAUUUUUAGCUGAAAACUUUGAAAAACAUGGAUUUUUCAUAAUUUUUCGAUUCAAAUGAGAUCUAACAAGGCUGAAAAAUCACCAAAGUUCGAAAUCUAGCUGAAAAUUCCAGAUUAUCAUACACUUUUGCUGAAAAACUCGAGAGCUAGCAAAAAAUCCUGUUUUGAAGGUUCUAUCACCUUGAAUAGACUGAAAUUUUCUUAUUUUCAUUAAAAAUUGCCCUCAAAAAUGUUCAAUCUGUUUACAGUCCGUGAAGAUGCUCCAACCGAAAUGCAGGCUGAUUUUGAGGCAUAUUUGACAGUUUAUGGUGGAAUCGCAUGUGUUUUAGGAUCGAUUAUCAAUGUUUUCGCGACGAAAAGGUGGGAAAAUAACUAAAAAUGUUCAUUUUUCACUUAAAACUGGUGAAAAGGAGACAAAAUCUGAAAUUUAUAAGCUAAAAAUCAUGAAAAAUGACCGAAAAAUCAUCAUUUUCCAUCAGAAACUUAAAUUUCAACCCAACAAUAAAAUUAAUACGUUUUUCAGCCUUUCAAAUAGUUGUCGUGUAAUAUGGGGUCAUAUUUUGGUUAUUCUCGUUUUCAUCCCAACAAUUGCUCUAACUUUCAUCGAUUUCGAUUCAGCACAAGAUUUGUUUUUCAAUAUUUCGAUGGGUUUGAUUUCAAUUGCAUGUUUCGCUUCUUUGGGUAUGAUUGCUGGAGGAGUUUUGGGAUUAUCUGCCAUUUUUCCGGCAAAAUAUGUGAGUUUUUUAUUUGAAGGGGUUUGGGGGAGAUAGUUGAAAAUCAAAAAUCACGUGAAAUUCUGAGAAAAAAUUGAUGUUUUUCCUAGAACUUUUGGCUCAAACCCAAAGAUUUGAAACCUCUUUAGUUACCCUAACUAAAAAGUUGAAUUUCAUACCUAAAUUUCACUAAAAAUACCCUAAUUCAUCGCCUUAAACUCCCUAGUUACUCUAACUUUAUUUUCAAACUUCCCAAGUUACCCCAACUUCCCAAUUUUUGCAGACCCAAGCCGUGAUGAUUGGUCAAUCGGCAGCCGGUGUUUUAGCCGCCCUCGCCAGCAUCCUUUGCCAAGCUUCCACUUCAAAUGUGAUUUUAAACGGACAAAUGUAUUUUGUUUUUAGUUUGCUCAUGGCCAUUUUAAGCAUCGUCGUCUAUUUUUGGCUCAAUAAUAUCGAAAUUCCUCAAAACAAUUCGGGAGAUGAGGAAAAUCAGAGACUUUUGGAGGCGGAAGCGGAAGCGAUCAUUGAAAAUCAGGCUGGCAAUUUUCCGGCGAUUUCUGAAGAUGAGGAAGACGAUUCGGGGGAUUUUAGAAGUCAAUUUGAGCAAUGCUGUGGAAUUGUUAGAAAGGUAAAGGGGUUUUUGGGCCUGGCAAUGUUUUGCUGGCGCAUUUUCUUGAUCUACCCGAAAAAUGGGUCUUUUUGACACUAAACAAGCCAUAAUUUGAGAGCGAAUGCGUCAGUAAAGUGUUUGCUGGCGUAUUUCUAGUGCUACCCCCGGAUCAAGUCAUGUUUGGUGUCAAAAUGAAGCUCUAAACCCUGAGAAACCAAAAAUCCCACCAAAAAACAUCUUUUUUUGCAGUCCUUCAUCGAUCUUCUCACAAUUUCCAUUGUUUUGCUGGUAACGUUGGCCGCGUAUCCAGGAUUGACAAGUUUGGUUCGAAGCACGUCGAGAAAUCACACAUGGAAUUCGUAUUUUUCGGCCGUCGCCUCGUUUUUAUUGUAUAAUAUUGGUGAUUUCAUUGGUAGAUCGUGUGCGAAUUCUGUGAGAUUGGUAAGCAAUUUUGAAUUUUUAGCGGGAAAAUUGGAAAUUUCAUGGAAAUUUACACCAGAAUGGUGGAUUUUUAGCCUAAAAUGCCACGUGGCAACUCAUAAUUUUUUUUCCAGAAUCGCUUCUGGCUUCUCACAAUUGCCUCCCUUCGAGUUCUUCUAAUUCCCCUCCUAGUUAUGUGCAAUGUUAUGCCACGUGUUCACACACAUUCAAUUCUACCGUAUGACGGCGUUUUCAUUUUGAUUGUGAUUUUGUUGGCUGUUUCGCAUGGAUUUUGUAUAACGAAUGCGACGAUUGGAGCCACGUUGUGAGUUUUUUUUGAGAAGAAGAGAUUUUGGGGAACAUUUUGACACCAAACAUGACGUGGUUUCGAGCACCAGAAAUGCGCCAGCAAACAAUUUACUGGCGCAUUUUUGGUGCAUUCUUGAAUUAAAGCAUGCUUGGUGUCAAAAUAAACCAUUUUUCACAUAGAUUAAGACUAGAGUCCGCAAAAUCCGCUAGCUAUCUUUUGCUGGCGCAUUUUUUGGGGCACAGCCAUAUCAAAAUGCUCCGAGUUUUCCAGAGAAAUCGACAAAAACUCGCGCGAACUUGCCGGAAGUAUUGUUUCAUUGAUUGGUGUGACAGCUGCAAUGCUUGGUGGUGUUAUGGGUGUACUUGUGAUCAAAUUGGUGUGA